This is a messenger RNA of Rhopalosiphum maidis (corn leaf aphid), 1257 nucleotides long. Its product is annotated as uveal autoantigen with coiled-coil domains and ankyrin repeats-like. The record is from RefSeq and is a predicted model, not a curated record. The coding region runs from base 1 to 1257 and encodes 418 amino acids. NCBI's taxonomy places the organism in Eukaryota, Metazoa, Arthropoda, Insecta, Hemiptera, Aphididae. The transcript is spliced from 2 exons.
AUGGAUCAUUCACAAAAUUUAAAUUGUGAUCAACACUUUUACUCAACUGAACGGGAUAACGCAGAUAUUUUACUACUGGAAGCUUGUUUAAACCAAACAGAAGGACAGAAAAAUAUAUUGGAAGCAAAUGUGGUCAAGCAUGAACGAGUAAAAGCAGAGAUCUGUGAUUUACAAUUGAAGUUGGAUAAUCUCCAACGAACAAUGGAAGAUAAAAAGAUAUUUCACCAACAGUCUUAUAAUGAAAUUAAUCAAGAAUUAGAAACAACAUCUUCAAAGUACAGCCAAGUAUUGAGUUCGAUAGAAGAGUUGGAACAAAAUAACCAUGAGUUGGAAUGCAGUGUACAAUCUCAAUCAUCUCUGGAAUCGCAGAUUAUUGAAAAAAUCAAUAAGUUAGAAAUUUCAAAAAAACGAGCUAUAGAAUGCAAUAAUAGUAUUUGGGAUAAAAUUAAUAAUGAAAAAGAGUGUGCAAAGUCGUUUCAACGGCAACAGACUGACUUGGAAACUGCGAUCGCUAGCAAAACCACCGAAGCACAAAAGUUACGAGUUGCGUUGACCGAUAAAGAAGCGAUGGUCCAAUGCCAAGGAAAUCAGCUAACAGAACUACAGCGGCAAAAUACCUCCAGUGACAGAACCCUACAAGAGUUUACCACUGAGUGCCAGGAACGAGAAGCUGAACUAGAAGCGCAUAGACAUGCGGCACCUGAGAAGCUGGCUCGGGCUGACCACUAUACGGAUAUGGUCCGUCGCGAACUAUCCGACGCAUGCGCUGCAGCAGCUGGCUGGAAGACCAAGGGCCAAAGCGCGGCAAAUUCACAUUGUGAACUAAUAACAGCUCAAAAAGCGGAACAAUGUCGAGCAAAAUCUAUUCUUGCAGAACUGAGUGAUGAACGAUGCCAGUUGGUCGAACGACUGGCUGAUACACUGCAACAAUUGAAGUGUGCGGUGGCAGAAAACUGUCAGUUAACGGCCGAUGCAAAAGUUUUGGCCGAGCGAUUGGCCUGUCUUACAUCUGAGAGUGAGCGACUGAAUGUGCGCAAGUUCUCCGAUCGCCUUUCACAAAUGGCACAGUGCACGGUUUUUGAUGGCCAGGAUGACAAGACUACUAGAAAGUGGAAUACAUUGGAGUCGGUCGAAAACGAGGUAGAACGACUUAAAUGGGCGUGCGAGGACCGUGAACGUGCUAUCAAGGACGCAAAGGGAAAGCUCGGUGAUUGUUGUACAGCCAGUGCAAGAACCAACUGUCGUUAUGAUUACUGA